Molecule: messenger RNA, 10514 nt
Organism: Epinephelus fuscoguttatus (brown-marbled grouper)
Lineage: Eukaryota; Metazoa; Chordata; Actinopteri; Perciformes; Serranidae
Product: serine/threonine-protein kinase WNK2
Exons: 31
Coding region: 766-9174 (2802 amino acids)
Biological process (GO): negative regulation of sodium ion transport; intracellular signal transduction; positive regulation of potassium ion import across plasma membrane
Cellular component (GO): cytosol; cytoplasm
Molecular function (GO): potassium channel inhibitor activity; ATP binding; chloride channel inhibitor activity
Source: RefSeq, a predicted model, not a curated record
CAGCGUGCUGUGUGAUUGGACGGUCUCUCCAGUCGUUACCAGGGGCGUGGAUCCAAGCGAGCUCAAUGGGAAACACAUUUGUGUGCCUCGCCGUUGUAUUAACCUAAUGGGCAGAGGCGAUGACAAGCGAAAACAGUUGUCCGCGUGAAUUAAUUGGCGGUGGGGUGGCAGGGAAACUAAAAUUUCCUGUGUCGUAAAGCGGCCCGGCUGGUGUGUAACUACACGCUCCGCAUACAGCAGCAGCAACCGUGGAGAGAGACUCUCGGCAUCGUUAGCUGCUGUAUCUGCAACCGAGGAGAGGGAUGCGAGCACUUGAAAGGAGAUAAAUACAACGUAUGUUUUUUUUCCACGUCAAUAUGAGGUAACUUAUGUGUUCACUUAGCAGAGGCUGAGGUGUAUUUGAAUUUGUUUGCGGUCGCUUUGGUCGCUUUUGUGUGUGUGAAUGGGGGUACUAUGCAGAUAGGGCGUUUUAAAGUCCACCUUCGGCUAACGUUAGCGAGGUUCUUCCAACACUGGACCUGUCGUGUAUCGCUAGCGUGAGUUUAGCCGAGGUUGUUUCGUGGGUUUUGUUCGCUUUUUGAGCCAAGCUCUUGAUAUCGGAUGAAAUCUCGUCUGUCAUCCAUCCCACUGUUGUCAGGGGCCUCUGCUGGCAAACUGCGUCACCGAGUGGGCGCUGCAGGUACUCAUCUCUGAAUCUGCAUGUUGGGAAGUCUAGCCAUGGCACGAAUGACCUGGAAACCAAAGUGACUGAACUUUUAAUUCACCAUGGAGCCGGAGGCUAAUCCAAACUCCGAUCCCCACCAAGGACUGAAAUACCCAUCUGUACCCAACUCUCAGUGUGAACUGGCCACGAAUAUGUAUGAGGCCAUGGGUGAUGGGAGUGUCAAUCAUGUGGACUCAGUAGUGAGAGGUGGGAGUGACCCCAGUGCAUAUCCUGUCUCCAGCUACCAUAGGAGUGUGCACCAGAGAUUCAUCAGGAGAAGUCUGUGGUUCUCGGACGCAGAGGAGCAGGCAUUUGAGGCACCUGAGUGUGAUAACCGGAAUAAGAUCCUGAACAUAAACCUGCGGACAAUAGUGGACAGGACUCGGGGGACUAGCUGUGGGAUACAGGGGGGCUCCAGCACUGAAAGUCAAGGUGGACAAAAAGACAGUGCAACAGAGAGUGCCAGUGCAGACGAGGAGAAGGAGAAAGGAGGAGGAGGAGAUGCGAUAAAUCUUACAUGCAGUGAUGGUGGGAAAGCAGCUAUCAAGGCAGCCAGUGAGGAGAACGAGGAGGAGGCAGAGAUGAAAGCUGUCUCCACAUCACCGGGAGGAAGAUUCCUCAAAUUUGACAUAGAGCUGGGGAGAGGGUCCUUCAAGACAGUCUACAAGGGCCUGGAUACUGAGACCUGGGUGGAGGUUGCCUGGUGUGAGUUGCAGGAUCGCAAGCUGUCAAAGGUGGAACGUCAGCGCUUUAAGGAGGAGGCAGAGAUGCUGAAGGGUCUUCAACAUCCCAACAUUGUCCGGUUCUACGACUUUUGGGAGUCGCCCCUUAAAGGAAAGAAGUGCAUUGUUUUAGUAACGGAGCUCAUGACAUCAGGAACGCUAAAAACAUACCUAAAGCGUUUCAAAGUAAUGAAGCCAAAGGUGUUGCGGAGCUGGUGCAGACAGAUCCUGAAAGGCCUUCACUUUCUCCACACCAGGACCCCUCCCAUCAUCCACAGGGACCUCAAAUGUGAUAACAUUUUUAUCACUGGACCUACAGGCUCAGUCAAAAUAGGGGAUUUAGGACUGGCAACGCUCAAGGCGGCUUCCUUUGCCAAGAGCGUCAUAGGCACCCCAGAGUUCAUGGCUCCAGAGAUGUAUGAGGAGCACUAUGAUGAGGCUGUGGACGUCUACGCCUUUGGCAUGUGUAUGCUAGAGAUGGCCACCUCAGAAUACCCCUACUCCGAGUGUCAGAAUGCUGCUCAGAUAUACCGCAAAGUCACAAGCGGAGUGAAGCCAGCCAGCUACAACAAGGUCAUGGAUCCUGAAAUCAAGGAGAUUAUUGGGGAGUGUAUCUGCCAAAAGAAAGAGGAGCGGUACACCAUCAAGGACCUGUUGAACCAUGCUUUCUUUGCUGAGGACACAGGCGUAAGGGUGGAGCUAGCUGAGGAGGACGAUGGGAAAAAGGACUCCAUCGCCCUGAAACUGUGGGUGGAGGACCACAAGAAGUUAAAAGGGAAGUACAAGGAGAGUGGAGCCAUCGAGUUCACAUUUGACCUGGAAAAGGAGGUCCCUGAGGUCGUGGCACAGGAGAUGGUGGAGUCUGGCUUCUUCCACGAGAGCGAUGCUAAGACUGUGGGAAAGUCGAUCAGGGACCGCGUGGCACUGAUCAAGUGGAGGAGAGAGAGAACAGUGUCUGCUGCAGUUCCAGUGGAACAAGGUGAAGGGGGGAACAGGGUCCAGAUGACACCAUCUCAGGGCGUCUCCGCUGGGGUUGCACAUGUAGGACAGCCCUCACAGGAACCAGAAGAGAUAGAGGCAGACCAGCACGGCAAGCUGCGUAACCUACCAGCCAGUGCCACCUCAGUUACAUCAGACAGCACACUUGAUAGUGGUAUGGGCUCCACUGUGUACUCAGACUCCCACAGCAGCCAGCAGAGUGUCCUCUACCAGUCCCUGCUGGAGCCUAUUACUAUGGCAACACAGCAGUACCAGAGCAGUGGCCCAUUUCUGACAGAUCGACCUCACUCCUGUGAAAAGGUUGAAGUACAGGGGGCAACACUGAGCCCAGACCUCAGGACUCGUUUGGGAGCUGCAACCCGGAGAGGAAGUGCCCCUGUUAUUGACACUCGCAGGGCAAACCACAUCGCUCAACUCCAUGCUCUCAUACAGUCGCAGAGAUCAAUCAGUCCCACCCCCACAGUACCAGAGAACCUGUUGGAACUCGACCCCCCUGAGCCUCACCCAGAGACUACGGAUGAAUUCCCCUCCCAGAGUGCUCUGCCAGUACUGCAGGUCAUCCCCGUCUCGCCCUCUGAGUACCGCCGCUUCAGUGACACAGUCAUCAGACCGUCACCAGAGGCCAGCAGUGAAAACUUAACGCUGCCUGUGCCAAGUGGACGCAGACACUCUGACCUUAGUAGCCUUUUGAGUCUGACCUCCCAUCAUAACCCACAUUUUGCAAUGCAUAGGGGCCACGUGUGCCAGGCCUGCCUCUCUUUGUUAAAUCUAAGGUCACGGGAAGGGUGUUGCCGCCGUUCUUCCGUUGCCAUGCCAACAUACCACUGUCCAUGUGACUUUAGACAAAACCUGUCCCCUGGCGGAACAAUGACCACCUCUGGUUAUGGACGGCAGAAAGGUUUGAGUGAUUGUUCCGAUUUCUCGCUGCUGCAGCAGUCCCUGUUUAAUAUAAUCAGCCGCAAAGCACCCCCUUGUCACACCACGCCCACCCAAGCCUCCCUGCUGCACUCCUCCGCUGCCCACGGGCCUGCCUGCAGCGAUGGAGAUGGCAGCCUGAAGAGUCAUCUCCUGAGUGGAAGUUUGGUUGGGGACCAAGAGCCCCUCCAGGACUGCGAGGACAGAUUGUGUGCCAGAGAGCAGCAAGUUACCAGAGCUGUGGGAGUGGCCAGUUCAGCAGGUCACCAGAAUCUACCAUCUGUACAGGGCCUGCCUUCCUCCAGCACAGCAGUGCACACACCGCUGCAGUACCACCAGCCUGGACACAGUUACCCUGCUACUCCAUAUGCUGGCCAACACGGUGCUGCAACACCAGCUCCAGCUAGUUUAUGCUCAGUCAACAUCCAGCAUACAGUCAGUGCUGGUAGCUACACACCUCCAAGUGUGCAACAGACCCCAACUGCAGCAAAUAUUUCAGCAUCAGCUGUACCACAACAUGUUGCACAGAGCUACCAAGCACCAGCAGCAAGCUCUUUGACUUUUCCUGUGAAAGUCCAACAGUCUUGUCAGAGCUUUGUGGCCCAAGCUCAACAACAGGCUCACUCUGCACCAGGAUAUCCUACUCCAGUCCAGCAACAGACUGCUGCAGCAGCAGCCAGCCUGCCAGCUCAGCAGCCAGCACAAAGCUACCCUCUUGCAUCUGUAGCCCCAACCAUGGCAGCCACGGCCCUGUGUCAUCCUGCGCAAGCUCCCAGUGCACUGCAACACGUCCAAGCCGCAGUCAAACUGCCAAGUCAGCAGCCUGGUCAGAGCUCCUCCACACCAGCACUUUAUAGCCAGCAGAUACCCAUUCAGCAAGAGCACCAACUGAAUACUCAAUCCAAUAUACAUCUAACGCAACAUGCUGGGCAGGCUUUUAUGCAGCCUCAACUUCAGCCUAGCCAAGAAACUUUGCAUACCAUACACCAACAAACGGCACAACAGCCCACCCACCUUCCUCAAAGUCUUCAGCCUACUGGUCAGCAGCAAGUACACACCCCACCUUUACAGAAGCACAGCCAGACAGCCAUUCCACAACAGAGCCAGGAUGUGUCCCAGUCUACAGUCCAACAGGUUCAGGCCCCGGCCUCUCAACCUCAUCCGACAGCACCCCCAGUUGUGCAGGUUGCAGCCGCACAGCAGAGCUACCCUGCUGCAGGUCUACCUGAUGCUGCCUCUCAGAGCUAUGCACAUCCUGCCCUCAACGCACUUCAGCAACAGACUGCUCCAACUCAGAGCCAGUACCUGUCUGCACAGUCUACUGCUGCUCCACAGACCUACGGAGGACAACAGUUUCAACCCUAUCUUUGCAUCGCUGCUUUCCUGAACCAGAAUAUUCCUGCUGGUCCUAGCAUUUCACAGCUCGGACAAGACGGACAAGGCCACGGGCAGAAUCUCAGCCAGUCAGCUUCAAGUGUGCCAGCCCAGGCACUGCCUCCUCAACAGUCAUUGGCUCAGGCUGCUGUCCACCAACAACUCCAGCCUCUGCAGAUUUCAAACUCCCUACCACCAACACAUUCAUCCCAGUUUCCUUCACAGUAUCCCACAAUCCAGGUGAUGACAGCUGUGACUGACUGUGAAUCCUCCUACCCUCACUCCUGCACUGCCCCUCACCCUUCAGCCCCCUCUUCUCUUAAUCACAUCUUCCUUUCUCCUGGUCAGACUCUCCCCGUGACCCCCUCUGUCUCCCCUGUUUCUCCUCUGCAUAUUGAAAACACGUUAGUUUCACCCGUCCCGGUGUCCCACAUACCCUCCCCCUCUCCCGUGCUGGGUAAAGCGGGACCCACGUCCCCACAGCACCAGCCCAGCGUUAGAUCUGAAGUUUCUCAUUCACAACCUGCAUUUAUAUCAGCACCAGCCACCCACCCCAUACACACACACACUGCCCCGUGCCAGAGCACACACCCUCCCACAAAUGGCAGCACUCAGCCUCUGAUACAGCAGGUUCCCCAGCAGGUUCCCCAGCAGGCCCAGGUCAGCCUCCCUGAGCUUGCACCCUCUGCUCAACCAGUCCAGCCUGCUCCACUCACCCAAGCUGCAGUCUUCUCCUCACCUUUGCACAAUGGGUCAGACCCGGGCGCAGCUACCACUGCUGCCCAGCUGGACAACAAGAAUGUAUGCCAGCUGGCCCUGCAGGCCCAGAGUCAGGUUCAGAGCCAGAUUCCCAUGCUGCAGCCCUCUGACUCUCAGAGAGUGUCAUCUGGGGCUGCCAGUUCCAGUCUGACUCAGCAGAAACAGCUCAGUAGUCUCACCGGAGCUGCAGGUCAGGGUCCAACAGAGACCAACACGGAGGAUCAGGCUGCAGAGAAACACAGUGGAGGACAGAGCUAUGACAGUGUCAACUCUGAUGCCACGUCAGGCAAGGAGAUGAGUGAUGGUUAUGAGGGGACACAUGGAGGUAAAGGCGAAGGGAAAGUCCGCAAACACCACCGCAGGUCCACACGCACUCGCUCUCGGCAAGAGAAGAUUAACAGGCCAAAGCUCAACAUGCUCAAUGUGUGCAACACUGGCGAUAAGAUGGUAGAGUGUCAACUGGAAACUCACAACCACAAAAUGGUCACUUUCAAGUUUGACCUGGAUGGAGAUGCACCGGAAGAGAUCGCAACAUACAUGGUGGAGAACGAUUUCAUUCUGCCGUUAGAAAAAGAAGUAUUCAUUGAGCAGCUGAAGGACAUCGUGGACAAAGCUGAGGACAUGCUCAGUGAGGACACGGAGGGCGAGAGGAACUCUGGCCAGGGAGGCAGCCCCAAACAGAGCGAUGGAGCUGGCGCUCUGGGACCAGAGGGAUUGAAGGCUUCCACGCCCAGCACACCACAGCUGGUGUACCAGCAAAAUGUCCUCCACACUGGAAAGCGCUGGUUUAUCAUCUGCCCUGUGGCUGAGACGCCUGAGAAAGACAAGACUACAUCUCACACCUCUACAGCCCAGGAAUCUGAAAAGGCUGCCUCAUCAUCAGUGAGGCCCGGCAGCAACACGACUGCAGGGGCUACCCCAGUUGCGUCGUUAUCCUCCCAAAGCCCGUCCUCCUCCCCUCUGCCCCCUGCAGCUCAGACCACAGUGCAAUCUCAAGACCAAAACACAGACAUAACACGGAUCCAGCAGCCUCAGCCCUGUGUUACUAAACAUGCCCGUACUGCUGCUGGUGCCAGCCAUCACAACGCCCUUCCCGUGGAAGAGCCUUGCAUCUCUGCUGUCUCUAUGGUAACGGACAUUCCGUGCUGUGCUAUUGUGCCACCUGUCUCUCUGGAUGUGAAUGCUAUAGAUAAAGGAGCAGUUAGUGGUUUGACCUCCUCCCAAACAAAAACCCAGACCAAUCAGAAGGCCAGUCCUACUGGAGAGCUACCCCCUCAGCUGGCUUCCCAUCAGUCUGUGGUCCUGCAGCAGCCCUACGCCACACCCAUGCAGCCAGGGACAGUCACCUCCCAGCCCCAGAGCCCAGGACAUCAGACCCCACAGAGCUCCCAGUCGUCAAGCCACCAGCAGCCGGUGAGUGGGGGGCCAGGAGAGUCGGACAGCGAGGGACCACGCAGGGUGGAGUUUGCAGACCGCACCAUCAAGACUUUGGAUGAGAAGCUGAGAAACUUGUUGUACCAGGAGCAUGCUCCAUCGCAGACCUCCAGCACUGCUAGUGACCCCCAGGCCUCCGGUACAGAGGGCGUCAGCUCGCCUCCAGUCUCAGAUGGCUCGACUACAGAGGGAGCACUUACGAAAAAGAAAGGAGAGCUGCUGCCUCAGAUUCCUGAGCGCACAGAUAGUGUGGGUGCACUAAGUGACUCUGCAGUGGCAGCCACUAGCAGGGUUUUGAACAGAAGAGAUGUGACCGCUGGCUCCAGCUCAUACAGCUCCAAAAGCCGCUUUCAAAUCAUCCCCACUCCACCGGAUGUCAUAUGUCGUUUAGAAAAAAGAAAGAUGAGUUGCAGCACCGGCAGCUCCCCAGCGCCCUCUAGUGGCUCCGGAGGGUCUCACAGCCAGACGCAGGGCUCAAGCAGUAAAGAAAAGGACUCCAUAGCUGUGGGCAGGUUCUCUGUGACAGCUGCAGCUGAUCAUGAGACCGCAGAAACAUCGAAACCCCACAGCAGUAACCGUUACUCUGCCCCGCCAAACUUCUACCACGCCACCCCCACUACCAGCCCCGACGUCACCCCCAGCCACAUCCCCCGCGCCCAGACCAUCGACACUCCAACCCAUCACCACUACCACCACUCUUCUCACCUUUACUCUGACUCAGCAGAUGAAGACAGCAGCAGCAUAGCCCUUCCUCCGGCCCACCCCGCUCCCCCAGCUCAUGCGCUGUCUGAGCACAGUGGGAGCGACCUCAUGAAGAGGGCAGUGGCCUUCCUGCGGCGCUCUGGUAGGAGCAAAAGUGAGCAGAGCUCUGACUCACCGAGCCGACAGCCCGUCGCAAUGAAUGGUCACGCUCCCUCGCCUUCUGCAGGACAUGCGCACUCAUCCUACAUCAGCAGUGACAAUGACUCCGAGUUUGAGGAUGCAGAUAUGAAGAAAGAACUGCAGAAGCUGAGAGAAAAACACAUGAAGGAGAUCUCUGAGCUGCAGGCGUUCCAGAGGAAUGAGAUUGAGCGGCUGUACACGGAGCUGGGCAAAACGCUACCCCCCAAUGUCGGCCUGCUCCACGCUGCACCCCCAAGUGGCCGCAGGCGCAGGGCCAGCAAACACAAGCUAAAGGCUGGAAAACUGCUCAAUCCAAUGGUGCAGCAGCUCAAAAACAAUCUUAACACCUCCACAGAGAGGAAAGGUGAGAGUGCUGCCAGUUCAUCCAGCUCCCCGGCAAAAAGUUCAGUUCUGUCAGAUGGCUCUGCUCACUCCAGUGGCAGCUGUAGCUCCAGCAAUAAGUCCAGCGCAGCCCCAGAGCAGGUCCACACGCAGCAGCCCUGUUCCUUGAAGGGCUCUUUCUCCUCAGACAACAUCUACGCUGGGCUACAUGGUGAUGGAACAGCCAACCAAGCUGGCCCUGGCCAAGGCUGGACGGUUUACCACCAAACUUCAGAGAGAGUCACCUAUAAAUCUAGUAGCAAACCACGCACUAGAUUCCUCAGUGGACCUGUGUCUCUGUCCAUCUGGUCCACUCUGAAACGACUAUGUCUAGGCAAAGAGCGCAGUAGUAGGUCUUCUCUCAACACCACCACAACUCAGACAGCUUCCGGUCAACCACAGCCGGCACUCACCACAGCCACGCCCUCACCGUCUCCCCAGCCAAUCACACGGCUCGCUCAGGUCCAGACCAACAACAGCAACAACAAGAGAGGCACGUUCACCGACGAUCUUCACAAGCUGGUAGACGACUGGGCGAAGGAGACUGUUGCGGCAGCCAAUCAGCCACGCCCCUCCCUCAACCAGAUCAAACAGCAGAGACGCCAGCAGGACCUGGAGGGCAAAGCGCCACCCAUGGGAGCAGCUACACAUGAGAUGAAAUGCCAUGUCGCUCCCCACAAGUUCCAGCUGCCUCUCUCCUGCCCCCUGACUGCUGCUUUAGGCCCUGGUAUGCCCCCAGCUCUAGCUCCCAACUCCUCAGCAGUGCUCUCUCCUGGGUACCUUUUGCCAGCGGGCUCCUACGGCGGGAUGGUUCCUGGUCCUCUUUACCCCCAGCAGUGGCCUGGCAUGCCUAGUCCUGUAGGCUCCGUGGGUCCUGUAGGCGUGCUUGGUGCUGCGAGAGUGAUGCCCUACGCUGCAAUGGCAAACCCAGGGAUCCAAGCCUACCCUCUGGUCAUGCACGACCCAGAGAACAGCCCCUGUCCCAAAACCACUAGGACUACCUAACCUGCUAACUCAUGUUUGUUAGUAUGUGUUGGCACAGUAGUCCAACUCCACUCUGUUCUGGUUCACCAGAGCCUCACAUGUACAUAACCUGAUGUUGUAAAUAACAUGACGCAAGUGUUGAUAUUCUUUAUACAACACCUAUAUCUGUAGUUAAUUUGUGUGUGUGUGCGUGUGUGUACGUAUGUGUGUAUUCUAUACAGUACGUGUUAAGUAUGUACGUCUGAAAACUUGCUUUUUGGCUUUGGUUUUUACUAAACUCAGCCAUACGAGACAAUUUGUCCGCAGUCACGACAAACAUAUUUCACUUUAUUCUUUAUUACUGCCGUUGUGACAUUGAUUUUUUGCCUUUCUCUGUGUUACGUACACUUUAAACACUACAUUGGAAUCCAAAUACCAGUGGUUUGAGAUACAGUAACAGGACAGUAUUUAUGAUGAAGACAUUUGAAGGAAUGUAGUGCCUUGAACAUUGAUUUAUAGAUUACUUUUUUUUCUUCCUCUGUGAAACAAAGCAUGUCUGCAUCCAAGUUAUUUUUAUUUAAUGGUAGCUUGAGUGCAGUCUCUUAUUUUUAAUGCAUUACAGACACUUUUGUUUUUGGUUUACAUAUGAAUGCCCUUGUAGAACUGCACUAUUAACACAGUAUAUGCUCUUAUUUAAAUAAUAAAAUCAUGUUUUAACCCUUGUUUACUUUCCACCCCUGUGACAGAUGGAAUGCCAUAGUGGUGAGACGUACCGUUGCCUUGCAGAAACAAAUGGUUAAUGUACAACUGACGAGAGAAGGAAAAAAAAAAAUUUAACGCCAGCAGCCAAAUCAACUCUUUCAGGUCAAAUGGUUCAGGCGGACACAGCCUCUUUUUGAUAGGACAACUGAUGCGCUGGACAGCACAAGAGCUGGCAUUGUUGUAGCCUUGUGCUCAGGAGAAAGGCGGUGUCCAGAGCCAUGUAUACUGUACAUAGCUCUUUCUACAGUAUAUGCCUCUGGUAGUGUUCUGAUUAGAAUGUAGCAAUUAAUAUGUGAAGGCUUUGAGGCUUAAAAGUGCAAUUUAACCCCUCCACAAAGCUUUGAUCGUGGCCUUGCCACAAGCCUUAUCUCUGAUGUGUGCGACAGGAGCAAGCUGAAAAAGUUGAACAAAGUUACAAACCAACCAAGCAACCAACCGACAAGUUACCGGGCAAAGUUUAAAGCAUCACAAACAGACAAGUCACUACUGCUACAAGUUCUUUCAACUCGGCUAUCCUAUUACUCAGCAUACACUAUAUGUGAAAUGUUUUGUGCAAUCACCAGUUAAGUCUGAUGUUUUUUAAAUUAUUUGAUGUUUAUAGCUUGAUUUUUUUUUUUUUU